Messenger RNA from Closterium sp. Naga37s-1, 2046 nucleotides. The record is from the annotation of a GenBank genome assembly. NCBI's taxonomy places the organism in Eukaryota, Viridiplantae, Streptophyta, Zygnematophyceae, Desmidiales, Closteriaceae.
AUGAGCGGAGACGAGAAGAAGAUGGACCUGUCAGAUAUCGCUGCUGCUCUUCCUUCAGGGGGAGCGGGGUUAACUGACGAAGCUCGCGCCGAAUUGGUCAGCUCGAUCCAGGACAAACUGGAAACCCUCAUGACGCAAAACUUCCUCGCCGGCCUCUCGCCAGCUGUCCGCACACGUGUCACUGCUCUACAGGAGAUCCAGAAAUCGCACGACGAGCUCAAGGAGAAGUUUCUGGAGGAGAAGGCGGCUCUCGAGGCCAAAUACCAGAAGCUGUACGAGCCGCUCUACAAUCAGCGCUCUGAGAUUGUGGCGGGAGACAAGGAGCCGGAAGGCGCUGAGGCCCCCGCUGCUGAGGCCGGAGCCGAGGUUGAGAAGGGUGUUCCUGAGUUUUGGCUCACUGCCAUGAAGAAUAACGAGAUCCUGGCAGAGCAGAUCACAGCGAGGGACGAGCCUGCACUGAAGCACCUUAAGGACAUCCGGUGGUCGCAACUGGGGGAGGAGCUCAAGGGCUUCAAGCUGGAGUUCCAUUUCACGCCCAACCCCUACUUCAAGAAUGAAGUGCUCACCAAGUCAUACUUCAUGAUCGAUGAGGAAGAGCCGAUUCUUGAGAAGGCCGAGGGCACGGAGAUCGAGUGGAACGCGGGCAAGAACCUGACGCAGAAGAUCAUGAAGAAGAAGCCGAAGAAGGGCGCCAAGAGCAGCAAGCCCAUCACUAAGACAGAGCCAUGCGAGAGCUUCUUUAACUUCUUCAGCCCGCCAGCCGUGCCCACCGAGGACGAGGAGCUGGACGAAGAGGAGGCGGAGGAGCUGCAGGAGAUGAUGGAGCAGGACUACGAUGUGGGGUCUACCCUGAGGGAGAAGAUCAUUCCACAUGCCGUCUCCUGGUACACCGGGGAGGCUGCUGACCUGGAGGAUUUGGACGAUGACGAGGAUGAUGAGGAUGAUGAGGACGACGAGGACGAUGACGAGGAUGAGGAUGAUGAUGACGAGGACGACCACCCGAGGCCUGCUCGCGGAAGGGUGCGUUUUGGCCCACCAUACCCUUCCCUCGCUCGUACCCAUUCCACCUCUCCCUCCCCUCCCUCGCUCAUCAUACCCAUGCCACCUGUCUACCUCAUCACUAUCCGUCUACUUCAUCAAUCCCUUUUUAUCCCCUUGCUGCGUCUGUGCGUGUCCUUUCACCCUCCUUCCGUCCCUCUGUCCUGUCGCUCCUUCUCCUUCUUUGCUCCCGCUGCCUUCGCUCCUCCCCCACUCCCCUCCACGCGUUAUGACUACCUCCACGCGUUCCCACCUGCUGUCGCCACCUCCCGGUCUCUUCUCAGCGUGAGUUCUGUUCCAUCACCCUUCACUUGCUUUCCUGCUCCGCUGUCCCCCUCUUGCCUCUUCCGUCUUCGUCCUCUUCUUACAAACCCCGACGUCCUGUCUCCUUCUCGUCCUCGUAUCUCUUCCAUCUCAAUUUCCGCCGUCCUCUGCUCUCCUACAAGCCUCAAUACAACUCCUCUACGCGCUGCAUUCUCCUCUCUCUCCAAUCUCUCCUCACUCUUCUCUCUCCAAUCUCUCCUCACUCUUCUCUCUCCAAUCUCUCCUCACUCUUUUCUCUCCAAUCUCUCCUCACUCUUUUCUCUCCACUCUCUCCUCGCUCUUUUCCCUCCACUCGCUCUCCUCAGACUCGCAGGCUUGGCGUUUCUCUUCUCAGUGGGCAUCGGCUUGCAGCUGCUGGGAUGUGUUCUCUACAACAACUGGUGGCCAAUGCUCUCAGCGCUCAUGUACCUGAUACUGCCCAUGCCAUGCCUGUUCUUUUCUACUGGUGACUCCUCCGACUUCUUUCUCAUGGGCACGGAUAACGAAUGGCAAGAUGCAGCCAAGUUCCUCACUGGCUUUUCUUCGAUUGGCAGUGUUGCAAUCCCCUUCAUCCUCCACCACGGUCAUCUCAUAACUCUUGGAGCCACUCUCUUCACACUUGCGGCCUUCAUUGUGCUCAGCGGCACUCUAGUCCUUUUUAUUCGGGUGUCUAUGGAUGAUGGCCCCUCUUGGAGUGGGUAUUAG